This is a messenger RNA of Cucurbita moschata (crookneck pumpkin), 901 nucleotides long. RefSeq names its product NAD(P)H:quinone oxidoreductase-like. Gene Ontology annotation, cellular component: cytosol. The record is from RefSeq and is a predicted model, not a curated record. Lineage: Eukaryota; Viridiplantae; Streptophyta; Magnoliopsida; Cucurbitales; Cucurbitaceae. Gene Ontology annotation, molecular function: oxidoreductase activity; FMN binding. The transcript has 3 exons. The coding region runs from base 236 to 844 and encodes 202 amino acids.
UUGAUUCCCAUUAAAGAAAUGAUUUGGACAUGAGAAGACGCAAAAGGAGCAGAAAGCUCUGCAAAAAGCCAGACCACAUGCGCCACACCACUACUAUUCCUAACACAAUCUCAUCGCCUCAACUUCGUUUUCAACUUUCAGAUCACAAUACUACAAUUUCUCUCGCUCCACAUUCCCGUAAGAAUCGGAUCUCCACUCGCCGGAUCCUCAGUGCUUCAGGCCUUCGAUCGUGACGAUGGCACUCUCUAUGAUGGUGGGAGCGCAGCCGGCGGUUAAGGUCGUCGCGCUCUGUGGUUCUCUUCGCAAAAGUUCUACCAAUAGAGGCUUGAUUCGUGCUGCGAUGGAGAUUGCUAAGGAGUCGAUCGAUGGAUUGGAAAUCGAAUAUGUAGAUAUCUCGCCGUUGCCGAUGCUGAACACCGAUUUGGAGGUUGAUGGAACGUAUCCUCCGGCUGUCGAGGCGUUUCGUCGGAAGAUUCUGGAAGCAGAGAGUGUUCUCUUUGCUUCGCCGGAAUAUAAUUACUCCGUCACCGCACCACUUAAGAAUGCACUAGACUGGGCAUCAAGGCCACCAAACGUAUGGGGAGACAAAGCAGCAGCAAUCGUGAGCUCAAGUGGGAGCUUAGGAGGAGCAAGAUCACAGUACCAUCUUCGCCAAAUUGGUGUGUUUCUUGACCUUCAUUUCAUAAACAAGCCCGAGUUUUUCUUGAAUGCAUAUCAGCCGCCGCCCAAGUUCGAUAGUCAUGGCGACUUGAUCGACAGCGGAGUUCGAGAGAAGUUGAAGGCUGUUCUUCUGGCCUUGCAUGCAUUUUCCUUGAGACUACGAAGAAUCUCGGUUGUAAAUUGAAGAUUUAUCUUGAACUUUGUUUCCCAAGUAUGAGCAAUAGAGUACAGUUUGGAUUGA